Molecule: messenger RNA, 1206 nt
Organism: Ostrea edulis (European flat oyster)
Lineage: Eukaryota; Metazoa; Mollusca; Bivalvia; Ostreida; Ostreidae
Product: putative nuclease HARBI1
Exons: 4
Coding region: 1-954 (317 amino acids)
Source: RefSeq, a predicted model, not a curated record
AUGGCUGCCCGCUUGCUCUUUGGUGUUAACCUUGGCAGACGACACAAGAAAACAAGAGUUUACAGACAUUUUAAUCACGAUUUCAAUGACAGUGAAUACAAAGAAAGGUAUAGGUUUAGUAAAGAGUCAGUUAAUUUCAUCACUGAUCUACUAGAACCCGAGUUGUGCCGUCCAACAUUGCGCUCAUAUUCCUUGUCAGCUCUCAGUCAGGUCGCGAUGGCUCUACGAUAUUACGCUACAGGUGAUAACAUGAAAACUAUAGGCGAUACACUGGGUUUCCACAAGUCAAGUGUUUCUCGAAGUAUCCACGAUGUAUCCCAAGCCCUAACCGAUUUGGCCUCACGUUUUAUAAAGUGGCCAUCCACAGAAGGAGAGAAGUCCAACAUCAAGAAGGGCUUUUAUGCCAUUGCCAGAUUUCCUGGUGUGAUUGGUGCUAUCAAUGGUACCCACGUCCGCAUCAUGGGCCCCAGCCGAUUUAUCAACAUUGUUGCCAAGUGGCCGGGGUCCAACCAUGAUUCUUUUAUUUUUCGAGAAUCAAAUAUUGGAACAUAUUUCGAAGCGCAUCAUAAAGGGAUUGAUGUGGAUGGACUACUGAUUGGUGACAGUGGAUAUGCAUGCAGCAAAUAUCUGGUGACUCCCUUUCUACGACCCACGACUGAGUCUCAGAUGAAAUACAAUGAUGCACAUACACACACAAGGGCAGUGAUUGAGCGAAGUUUCGGGUGGCUGAAGCGACGAUUUAUGGUCCUUCAUGGAGAAAUUAGGUGUAAACCGGAUCGUGCUGCAAAAAUAAUUGUAGCUUGUGCCGUGCUGCACAACAUUGCUUUAGAGAGGAAAGAUUGUAUGGAUGAUUUGGAGUGUGGAUAUUCAGAUGAGCCACAUGUUUCAGAUAAUAUUGUAGUGGAACCAAGAAACAACAAUGUCAGACAGUUCAUUGUUCAAAAUUAUUUUUAAUUAUAGUCAGUAUAAUUGCUACUUUUAACUCCACCCCCAAGUGAGGUAUCCCAUGGGCAUCAUUGCUCACCUGAUUCACCUUCAACCUGUCAUUGUUUACCUCUUGUGAUUUUCAAAAAACUUUUUUUCAUCAAUAUUUAUUCCCAUAACAUUUUUACCCCCAUAUUGUGCCCUUAACCUAGCCCCAAAGGAUCACAACAAAACUGAAAAUGAAUUCACAUAACAAAGAGAUCCAGCAACACCAAUAUGACU